CACCAAUACAUGCAGAGGAAUGCCACUAAAUGUCGCCGACAUUUGAUCGCCAACUGCACCGGUAUUUCAGUGGAAACGAAAAACGCGAUUUUUGACGAGUUUUAUGACAAACCUAUCGAUAAUCAACAGACAGAGGAAGAAGAAGACAAGGAAGACGUCGAAGAAGAUGAAGAAAAAGUAGAAGAUAUGGCUAUUGAUCCGGAAGAUAGUAUAUUGGGCGCUGACGUUGAAGUGGUUGCGUCGCCGUCGGCUCCCGCUGUCAUUCAAACGGCAUUCGUUCGGCACAAGUCUCGCAUAAAUAUUUGGCAACAUUUUGAUUUGACGGUCAGUUCGCGACCCAUAUGUCUGUACUGUCGUCACCAAUAUCUGCAACGAAACGCCACCAAAUCUCGCAAACAUUUGGUCUUCAGCUGCACUGGUAUUCCCGAAGACAUCAAACAAGAGAUUAGAAGUCAGUGCGACGAGAGAUUCCUGCGACUCUACGCGGGAGUCAAACACAUGACGGCCGCCAGCGAUGACAGUCUGGCCGACGAUUAUGUGUUCACCGGUGGACUCAUUUUGCCGACGAAAAUAAAUCGACCGAAAUCUCGCGUUUGGGAACAUUUCAGCGAAGAGACGGAACCGGACGGUCGUAUUGUCCGCCGUUGUGUGUAUUGCGCGGAACAGUUCGAGUCGGGAGUGAGCCGUCACGCGCACAAAAUUCGACACCAUUUGGGCAUUCAGUGUCCACUCAUUCCGCCCGACGUUAAGCAGACACUAAUCGGCGAUAACGUUGUGUUCGCGCGCCGAGCGAUGCACUCGAUUGGGCCGAAAACGCUAUACGAGUGCAGUUGGCCCGGAUGUGAACGCAAAUACCCCAAACCAUGUCAACUGAAGACACACCAAAUGGAUCACACGGGAGAGCGUUUGGCUUGCGAUUGGCCGGGAUGUGAGUGGACGGGCCGUACGGCACACAAUCUCAGACUUCACAGAUAUAUACACUCUGGUGAAAAGCCAUAUGAGUGCGAUUGGCCGGGCUGUGAGUUUCGGUCCGCUCGACCUUCGAGUCUUAAGAUUCAUAAGUUACGGCACCGAAAUGUGUUGCGAUUCCGAUGCGAUUGGGAGAACUGCGACCGCACUUUCCUCACCGGUUCCCAACUCAAAGUACACCGACUGACACAUACGGGUGACCGACCCUUUGCCUGUCAACUGUGUGACAAACGCUACCCAACUCUUAACAAACUUAAAGUACAUCAACGCAAACAGCACUCUAACAUUAAUGCCAGCGUCUAAUCGAUUGUUUUACAUUAUUUUAUCCAUAAAAUUAUUCAUUUUGAUUGAAUCAAUCAAUUUAUCAUUAAUUGUCAUUUAUUUUAUAAUAUAAUUAAAGAUUUUAUUUUUUUAAAAA
Medioppia subpectinata is the source of this 1387-nucleotide messenger RNA. Lineage: Eukaryota; Metazoa; Arthropoda; Arachnida; Sarcoptiformes; Oppiidae. The record is from the annotation of a GenBank genome assembly.